Molecule: messenger RNA, 432 nt
Organism: Drosophila biarmipes
Lineage: Eukaryota; Metazoa; Arthropoda; Insecta; Diptera; Drosophilidae
Exons: 2
Coding region: 1-432 (143 amino acids)
Source: RefSeq, a predicted model, not a curated record
AUGGAAGAUGACGAGCUGUUGGAUGGACUUAUUGUCGGCAUUCCAGCAACGAAUUUGCGUACGCAGACCAAGCGUACGCAGACCAAGCUGCAGUGUUUCGACAACACUGGAAGGGUGUUGAUAGCGAUUGCUGACAUAAUGCUGCCGGCAAGGGCUCCUGGAGGGCAAAAGAUGCAAACACGAACCAGUUUUGCGUGGCUUCGAAGACCCCCCAGAGUGUGCGACUACCAGAUGGAAUACUCCUUUGUGUUUGAAGAGAGCUCUUGCGAGGGCAACUUGUCGACGGCAGCCUAUAAUAAUGGAUUUGAGUCCCUGUGGCAACAAGUGGGCGAGGAACUGCGGAGGGAGCGGGAAAUGAACGAGCUUGGCCAGCUUUUCCAGAAAAACCUGAGCCUGAGUCCGCCCGCCUUCGCGGACCAAUGGAGAUUCUGA